AUGUCUUCAAAGGAGAAAGCAAAUCUUGCGCGCAUCCGCGACAACCAGAGGCGAUCGAGGGCUCGUCGGAAAGAGUACCUGCAAGAACUCGAGGCGCGGUUGCGACAAUGCGAGCUCCAGGGCAUCGAGGCAUCGUCCGAGAUCCAGAUGGCGGCGAGGAGGGUCGCCGAUGAGAACAAGAAGCUGCGAGGUCUUUUGGUGCAGCAUGGGGUUGGAGAGGACACGAUUGAAACAUAUUUACAGACGUCGCCGACGACCGACACCAUGAUGGGCGGCCAGUACGGAAGCAGCAAAAAACAUUUACAACCUCAUACGGCACCACAACGUUCUUCGAUCUAUAUACCCACCACAUCAACUUCGAAUGUCAAUAAUUGCAAUUAUGCUACGGAUAUGAUCACGACGAUGGCUGGAGGAGAUCCGUCGGCAGUGAGGCAAGACCUGGGAUGUCUGCCUGGUAUGGAUUGCGAGGUUGACAACCAUCUCGUCUUCAAUGUGAUGGACCGGUAUACGGGUAGUGUUGGAUUAUAA
Hyaloscypha bicolor E is the source of this 528-nucleotide messenger RNA. RefSeq lists its product as uncharacterized. The coding region runs from base 1 to 528 and encodes 175 amino acids. Lineage: Eukaryota; Fungi; Ascomycota; Leotiomycetes; Helotiales; Hyaloscyphaceae. The transcript is spliced from 2 exons. The record is from RefSeq and is a predicted model, not a curated record.